CCUAAAUAUCCAAGAUGGAAUCUAAACCAAAUAAAAAAGCAAAAUAUCCAAGAAAAGUCAAAGGAACUGUGAAGCAAAUCCAAUCAGGAGAUAGCAUUAUUAUUACUAAAAAGAAUAAGAACGGCAACACUGUGGAUCAUACAUUUUACUUAGCAAGCAUCAUGGCUCCAAAGGUAGGAACUCCUCAAAGAGAUGAAGAGCCUUAUGCCUAUGAUGCAAAAAAGUGGCUCAUGGAGAAGGUUGCAGGUGUCAAAGCUGAGUUCCUUGUUGAGUAUGAAAUCAACGGAAGAGAGUGUGGAACUCUAUUCAUCAAAGACAAAAAUGUUAACGUUGAGAUAGCUAAAACUGGAUUUGUUAAGAUUCAUGAGAAAAAGAAAGAAGGUAUGCAGUCAAGCAAAUUCUAUCCUGAAAUCGCUAAAGCUGUUGAGGAAGCUAAGAAAGGACUAGGAAUGUACAAUGAGGGAGCAGAUCAUGGAAAGCAUAUCAGACAGCUAGUUUAUUCUAAUACACCUGAGUUUGAUGCUGAGGCUGUACUCAAGAAGAGCAUUGAUGUUGGAAAACCAUUUAAGGCAUAUGUUGAGUAUGUAUUUUCCCAAAAUGCAGUCAAUGUUUAUGUUGAAACUCUUUCUGUUGUAACACGUGUUGCUUUCAAUCAUAUCUACACUCCAGGUCAGGAAAGAGCAAAAUGUGUUGAAGCUAAGGAAUUGAUCGAGAAAAUGAUUCUAAACAGAGUUGUUGGAGUAACCUUCCAAAGACUUGAUGAUCAUGGCAAUCUUGUUGGUCGUAUCCAUCAUAAGAAUGGAGAUAUUGAUUACGAAUUGGUUAAGAGAGGAUUGUCAAAAGUGCUUAUUCCUCAAGAAGAUGGUUAUGAUAAAGCUCAUUACAAAAAGCUUAAGGAUGCUCAAGAUAUUGCUCAAAUUAACCAAGUUGGUCUUUGGAAAUCUUUGAAAGAAGAAGAGAGCAAGAAAAAGACUAAGUCUUAUGAUCCAAAGAAGAAGAACUUUGAAGCAAAAGUUGUGGAAAUUCAUUCAGGUGAUUCUCUAACUGUCCUUCCAGAAGGAGGAGAGGAAAGAAGAAUCUUCUUAGCUUCUAUAAAAGCUCCAACAAUUGCUAGAAAUGAUUCAAGCGAUCAUGAGCCAUGGGCAUGGGAAAGCAAAGAGUUUAUGAGGAGACAGGCUAUUGGAAAGAAAGUCAAAGUUGAAAUGGAAUUCCAAAGAGAAAUUGAAAUAAAGAAAGGUGAUCUCCAAGGCUCCAAACGUAUUAUGGAAUUCGCUACUAUUUUCAUUGGUAAAAAGAAUCUUUCAGUUGAAAUUCUUCAAUAAAGGAUUCGCUAAAACAUCUC
Moneuplotes crassus is the source of this 1342-nucleotide messenger RNA. The record is from the annotation of a GenBank genome assembly. Lineage: Eukaryota; Ciliophora; Spirotrichea; Euplotida; Euplotidae.